UGCCACACAGCGAGUUCUGCCCUCCAAACUGCCUCUGACUUUGGUGGUCAAUUCCACAUGUAAAUCGAAAAAUCGAAGAGAAAUGGAGGAACUGAAGUGAAAACCUUCGGGAAGGAAGGAACGAAGGAUGAUUGCUUCCUCUCCUUCCAUUCUAGUUCCAUUCACCUUCACUUUUCAGUUUCCUCCCUUAUCUCUCACCCUCCACCUGAUCUCUCACCUCUCUUUCCUCUCUCACUUCUCACCAGGUCUUUUCACGUCUGCCGACUCUCUCUUCUCCCUCACCACACAACUGUGUGCUGUUUUCUUCAUCACAACAGCGUUCCAUCCUCCAUUUUCAACUCCACAAUCCCAUCGCAAGAUCAUCUUCCUUGAGAUUAUCUCCCCUGUGUCAUCUUCCUCGAAAUUACUUUCUCAAUCUCUUGACUUCGACAAGAGUUAACCUUAGAAUCUCUACCAUCCUUCGUCAAGCGUUAGCAGAGUGGAUUUCCCGUGAUUGCCUUUGCAUUUCCUACUCGCAAACACUUACUUGGUUGUAAGUACAGGUGACCCGAGGCCCAAUUACGGCUCCUGAGCUGACUGGACCUACUUUGAAAG
Messenger RNA from Eremomyces bilateralis CBS 781.70, 594 nucleotides. RefSeq lists its product as uncharacterized. The transcript has a single exon. Lineage: Eukaryota; Fungi; Ascomycota; Dothideomycetes; Eremomycetales; Eremomycetaceae. The record is from RefSeq and is a predicted model, not a curated record. The coding region runs from base 128 to 439 and encodes 103 amino acids.